Messenger RNA from Solanum tuberosum (potato), 3261 nucleotides. RefSeq names its product protein NRT1/ PTR FAMILY 6.1. The transcript has 4 exons. The coding region runs from base 735 to 2696 and encodes 653 amino acids. The record is from RefSeq and is a predicted model, not a curated record. Gene Ontology annotation, cellular component: membrane. Gene Ontology annotation, biological process: transmembrane transport; oligopeptide transport. Gene Ontology annotation, molecular function: transmembrane transporter activity. NCBI's taxonomy places the organism in Eukaryota, Viridiplantae, Streptophyta, Magnoliopsida, Solanales, Solanaceae.
AUAAUUAAAGUGUUUUUCUUACCGUUGAUUUUUUAUUCAAUGUAGUUAUAAAAUUUACACAAAUAUUAUCAUCGACAUUCAAAAUAAUAUAGCCAUAACUAAACGAUAUAAAUUUAAAGCUAAAAGAUACAACUAAAGCAGGUCCAAUAAUUUCGAAAAAACUAAACACUAAUUAAACUAAAAUAAAAUAAGAAAAAUACCUUUUUAAAUAUUUUAAAAAAUGCCCGUGCUAAAGCAUAUACGUUGACGGAAACAUAUCUGCUUCAGCCUCAAACUUCUCUCUUAUAUAAUAAGAGAAAAUAUUUUCAAAAAUACCAUUGCUGAAGGAAGCACAUCAACGAAGACGUGCUUGCUUUACUCUUAUAUAAUAAGAGAAUGUAUUUUUAUAGGACUUGCAUUUAUAAUGCUAAUAUAAUAGUAAUAGUUAGUAGUGUAGUAGAAAGUAGCAAGUGCUGACUCAUAAAUCCUUCAAACAUAGGCUCAAUAAAUGAAUUGAUUGAGAAGUACAUUUACUUCCUAUCUACCUAACAAACUGGCAAUAUCUGUCAUGAAAAAGAUGACUUAACAAUUUUUUGGUUUUAUUUACUACUAUAUACAUCACUACUAUUUGGACUUUUAAAAGUCAUCACAAAACUUUUUGUUGUUAAUCAAAAUUCCAAGUUUCAGUGUUGGUGUAUAUGAAGUGUGUGUGAUAAAGAAAGAAGGCAGAGGAGGGAGCUUGUAGAGUUGAAAGGAUGGGAAGUAAAGAAAGGGAAAUCAAAUCACCUGAAGUUCAGUUAGGAGGGAAUUCUACUCCAAAACGGGGUUCAAAGAAACUCGGAAUCUACUUCCUUGAAUCGGAUGAUAGGAGAACAGCUUUCGGACGUGGUUAUAGUGGUGGAGUAGGAGGAGCUACUCCUGUGAAUAUCCAUGGGAAGCCUAUUCCGGAUAUAAACAAGACGGGUGGCUGGAUAGCUGCCUUGUUCAUUUUCGGAAAUGAAAUGGCUGAGAGAAUGGCUUACUUUGGCCUAUCUGUUAACAUGGUGGCGUUCAUGUUCUACGUUAUGCACAGGCCUUUUUCUAGCUCUGCCAAUGCUGUUAACAAUUUUUUGGGCAUAUCACAGGCUUCCUCUGUGUUGGGUGGUUUCGUUGCUGACGCUUACCUUGGUAGAUACUGGACUAUUGCGAUCUUUACCACCAUUUAUCUUGCGGGAUUAACAGGAAUAACAUUAUUAGCAACUAUUAAGGUAUUUGUGCCCAAUCAAGAUCAGUGUGAUCAGAUUGCCCUUCUUCUAGGCAACUGCGAACCAGCGAAAUCUUGGCAAAUGAUGUACUUAUACACAGUGUUAUAUGUGACGGGGUUCGGAGCAGCAGGGAUAAGGCCUUGUGUCUCAUCAUUCGGGGCUGAUCAAUUCGAUGAGAGAAGCAGAAACUACAGGUCACACCUGGACAGGUUUUUCAACUUUUUUUACCUGUCGGUCACAGUUGGGGCGAUUGUGGCCUUCACUGCAGUUGUGUAUAUUCAAAUGAAACAUGGAUGGGGUGCUGCUUUUGGGUCAUUGGCAAUUGCCAUGGGCCUGUCCAACAUGUUAUUCUUUGCUGGCACCCCUAUGUAUAGGCAUAGGUUGCCUGGAGGCAGUCCUCUCACGCGUGUUGCCCAAGUCCUAGUUGCUGCCUUCCGCAAGAGGAAUGUUUCGUUUCAAAGCAGCGAGUUAGUAGGCUUGUAUGAACUUCCUGGUAAAAGAUCUGCUAUCAAGGGCAGCAACAAGAUACCUCAUACCGAUGAUUUCAGAUGUUUGGACAAAGCAGCUCUGCAGCUAAAAGAUGAUGAUGGUGCCAAUCCUUGGAGGCUUUGCACCGUGACUCAAGUAGAAGAAGUUAAAAUCCUGCUGAAACUUCUUCCGAUUCCAGCCUGCACUAUAAUGUUAAGUGUGGUUCUAACGGAGUAUUUGACUCUAUCAGUCCAACAGGCAUAUACGUUGAACACUCACAUGGGACAUUUGAAACUUCCUGUCACCUGCAUGCCGGUCUUUCCAGGCCUCAGCAUAUUUGUUCUGCUCUCCCUCUAUUACUCCGUGUUCGUUCCAAUAUCUAGGCGGAUCACUGGCAACCCCCAUGGUGCUUCUCAGCUUCAGAGAGUUGGCAUUGGCUUGGCAGUCUCUAUACUCUCGGUGGCGUGGGCUGGUGUCUUCGAGAGGUACCGGAGAACUUACGCAAUACAACAUGGUUACGAGGCUAGUUUUUUGACUCAAAUGCCUGACCUCAGUGCCUAUUGGUUACUAAUCCAGUAUUGCCUAAUUGGGAUAGCUGAAGUUUUUUGCAUAGUGGGAUUACUCGAAUUUCUGUAUGAGGAGGCUCCUGAUGCAAUGAGAAGCAUUGGUUCAGCUUAUGCUGCUGUGGCUGGUGGUCUUGGUUGUUUUGCAGCCACCAUUUUGAAUAGCAUUAUCAAGUCUGUCACACGGGGAAAAGGCGAAACACGAGAAUCCUGGCUUUCCCAGAACAUUAACACCGGCAGAUUCGACUACUUCUAUUGCCUCCUCACUGUCAUGAGUCUCAUCAAUUUUGCUGCUUUUCUUUAUGCAGCACAUUGUUAUCAGUACAGAUCAAAGGAUGGGACUGACAGACAAAGCGAGAAAGCGCCUGGAUCCGAUCAUACCAGUACUAACACACCGGAUCCUAUUAGAACUCCGCAGUUAAGUGUGUUUGGACGAGAGUAGUACUAGGAAGGAUAACCCUUUGGAAAUCUUGGGGUUGCAUCCUUUGCUCACAAAAUGUGAAAAAAGAGCCUACCUUUGCCACUAUCUCAACCACUACUAGUAAGUAACCAUAUUUUAGUUGUUCCUUAACAAAGACGUAAAAGGAAAGAAAAAUCUAUUCUUGUAAGUGACAUAGUAAUAGUAGGGUGCCGAGGGUCUACCAGAAACAACCUUUCUACCCUACAAAGGUGGGUAAGGUCUGUGUACAUCGUAACCUUCACAGACUCCACUGGAUAUGUUGUCGUUGUUGACAUAGUAAUAGUAGAAGGCAUAUGAUUAAUGAAGCCAAGACCUGAGAAAGUAAAACGAAUUACUCUCAGUGACUGGAAAAUAAUAGGAUAUAUGGCUAAUCAUUUCAUGGUGUUUUAUCUUGUAAUGUUGUUGAAAUUGUUCAUCAAUUGAUUCUUGCACACUUGAGCAUGUCGAAAUGUUGAUGUCUUGGAACUUUCGACUAAGCCAUUUCUUGUGUAGUAUAGUUUUUAGUCCUUGGGUGUAUAUUUAUACGUACAAUUGUGGGAGAUGAAAA